GCGCUUCACUACGGACCCAAAGCAAACCAGAAUUUAUAAACGACACCAGCCGUCCGCAGCCGGCCCUCACGAUCCGUCAGUCCGUUCGCACGGAGCGCGCUCCCUGAUUGAUCUGUCCCGGUAUGAAGCCGUUCGCCCCCCCGCGGGCCCGAGACGCGGUCCUCACCCUGACGCAACCUGCGGUCUUCACCGACAUGACGAGCGACUGGCCAGCCUUGCGAUGGAACGCGGCCCACCUGUCCGGCGUCCUGGGGGGAGAACUCCUGAGGUUCAGGAUCGGGAGGAGGACGUCGGGGACGGAUCCUCUCUUCGAAACCGAAUGCGAUUACGCCGACGGGACUCUCCACCAGUUCCUCGACUGGGUCCGAGGGACGUCGGGCAGCCUCACGGGACCCUUCGGUAAUCGGGACCCCUCUGAGUACUGGGCCUACGCGGACUACAAGUACCUCGCUCACGUGUUUAAGGACAAGCCGGAAAUCCUCAAGGACAUAGUGUGGGCAGAUUUCGGGUUUCCUGGAAGAGACGGGCAGGAGAGCACCCUGUGGGUUGGGAGUUCCGGGGCCAAUACCCCCUGUCACAUUGACUCAUACGGCUGCAACCUUGUGCUACAAGUGGAGGGCAGGAAAACGUGGCACCUCUUUCCCCCCGAAGACGCGGCCCACCUGUACCCGACCCGGAUACCCUACGAGGAGUCCAGCGUCUUCAGCAAAGUUAACGUCGUGAAUCCCGACUGGAGCCGCUUCCCUCUGUUUUCCAAAGCGCGGCCCCACGUGGUGACCCUACACCCUGGGCAGGUGCUUUUUGUCCCACGUCACUGGUGGCAUUACGUGGAAUCCGUCGAUGACAUCACCGUCAGCAUCAACUCCUGGAUCGAGUUGGAUUCGGACCACGAAGCCCGGGUGGAAGAGGCCGUGGCGCGAAUGAUCGUCUGUGCGUUCAAGUCGGUGGAGACUGGCGCCCAGGACUGGCUGAACCCCACCGAGGGUGAGGCGACCUCACACGAAACUAAUCUGCAGUACGUAAACCAGGCCCUCGCUGCUUAUGCAAAACACGAGACUGAACAAGAUAAACUCGGGGGAGACGGCAGCCAACACAACCAGCCCCCGAAGAAGAAGAAGAAGGUAGAUGCGGCCGCCGACGCAGGCAAUUCCGCGCGCCGACCUCCUUUUGGAAAGCAUCUCGUCCCUGUUGAGCCAAAACCCGGAGGAACAAAUUGCCGGACGGGUGAAGGAGGCCGGGGUCCCGAGGAAAUCCCGCGGCGAGCGGCCGAUGUUGCGCAUGUGCAAGAAACACAAGAAGGAGAGAGGGAAGCCGGCAGGACCCUGACUGGGGACGAGGUUCUGGACUGUUUGGUGAAUCCACAAGUGAUCCGCUUGGUUACGCGGCUGCUGAUACAGAAGCGGAUCCCAUGACGUGAAAGGCGGUGACCGCCGGCCUCCGACAUGCGCGGGGGAUGCUCAGGUAGGGUGAUGUCACACGUAACGCUGCGGCACACGGUCAUGAAGUCAUCGCUCGAUGUUUCCCGGCAGACUCACAGAUUGUGGAAAAGAACCCAUUUUUAUGUGAAUGGAACGUCCUGUUAAUAAAGUCUCAUUUUGUCUA
Spea bombifrons (plains spadefoot toad) is the source of this 1602-nucleotide messenger RNA. RefSeq names its product HSPB1 associated protein 1 (gene HSPBAP1). The transcript has 9 exons. The coding region runs from base 123 to 1412 and encodes 429 amino acids. Lineage: Eukaryota; Metazoa; Chordata; Amphibia; Anura; Pelobatidae. The record is from RefSeq and is a predicted model, not a curated record. Gene Ontology annotation, molecular function: 2-oxoglutarate-dependent dioxygenase activity.